AUCAACAGUAACUGAUAAUCUAAAAAAAAUAGUCAUUCCGCUUUCCGGGUGGCGGCGGAGGUGUCAGUUUGUAGUGCUUAAGUAGGACCACACCCUCCCGCACCUCUCUCCUCCACAUCCAGCCCCGGUAACACGAACACUCUUUCUCUGCCUCUCUUCUUCUUCUUCUUCUUCUUUUUCUUCCUCCUCCUCCUCUUGUUUCUCGGUCUAUCCACGUCCUUUAUCUUUAUCAAUGUCGCGAGCCGGAUAUCAACCACCAGCACCUAACUCCAAAAUCAUCAUUGUCGGAGCAGGCGCCUUUGGUCUCUCCACCGCUUAUGCUCUGUCCCUGAAAAACAAAUACGACAUUUGGGUCUUUGAAAGACAGUGCAUUCCUAGUCCUGACGCUGCUUCUUGCGAUAUCAACAAAAUCAUGCGCAUGGAUUAUGGCAAGGAACUUAUGUAUAUGCACAUGUACAUGGAAUCGCUUCCUAUGUGGGAGCAAUGGAACAAGGAGCGUGCUGCCAAAGGUCGUAGCCCGGUCUUUCACAAUAGCAUCCGUGAAGCAGGUUACGGCCAUUUGAUCGAAGAAUUCCGUACGCCUGAAGCAAUCGCUGAACGAUACCCCCAAUUUAAAGAAGCUACUAAGAACGGAUUCAACAUUGCUUAUCUCAACAAGGCAGGAGGAUGGUGCGAUUCGAGUGAAGCCUGUACGCACAUUCACGAAAAGUGCGUGGAGAACGGUGUCCAUUUCGUGGCUGGCCCGGAGCAGGGCAGUUUUGUGAAAUUCCAGCACGACGAGAAAAUCUCGACCAAAAUCACAGGAAUCGAGACAAAGGACGGCAAGUUGCACACUGCGGAUUUAGUGAUUAUGGCCACCGGCUCAUGGACUCCUGGACUCGUGGAUUCGGACAAGAGACUUGUUGCUACCGGCCAAACUGUAAUCCAGUUCAAGAUCCCGGAGCCGAUGAGAAAAAUGUUCGAAUGUCAGCCGACGUGGUGCGCUGAUCUUUCAGUUACCGGAUUCUACGGAUUUGCAGUCAAUCAUGAAGGCAAGAUGAAGAUUGGUUAUCACUCGAGCGGCUUUGUGAAUCUACGCGAUGACAAAGUUUCAGUGCCCCGUACGCAGGUUACACAUCCUACCGAUAGUAUUCCUGCACCAUCCAUUUCACAGUUUCGAAAAUUCCUAUCGAAAUUCCUCCCGGUUACCACGCCUUUGGAUAUCUCUUGCGCUCGUGUUUGCUGGUAUUGCGACUCGGUCGACGGACACUACCUGAUAGCACCCCAUCCCGAGUACGAUAACCUUAUUAUCGCAUCUGGUGAUUCUGGCCACGGCAUGAAAUUUAUCCCGAAUUUGGGUUUUAAGAUUUGCCAUGUUAUUGAAUGCGUGGAUUCCGAGUAUAGCCGAGCAUGGGCAUGGCGUGAUAUGCCAAAGGAUGCCACUUACGAUGGGUUGCGCGCUGAUAGCGGGCCCAAGGUGCAUCUGGAUUUGAACGUAGAAGACGAGUAUACACGCAUGGCAAAGGACGCGGAUCUCAAAGCAAUCAAGUCAAGCCUGUAAACAAGUUUUUGUAUUCGAUUCCAGCUCGUUUUUUUUAUUGUAUGCUAUUAUUGCCAUCAUGUUAUACACACAACUUGUAAAUUUAUUUGGUAAGGACGCUACGGAAGAAGUUGGCAGUCAACUGGAUGGCCUCAGUGGCUCUCUUUCUGUUGAGUUCGUCAGACCAGUUGCCACGAGCAGCAGCGAAGCCGUGGUGCAUGUCUUUAUGAAUACAAUGAAGAUUUAGAAUUUAUAUUCCUUGUCUAUCACACACACGCAUAGCAC
Molecule: messenger RNA, 1804 nt
Organism: Zychaea mexicana
Lineage: Eukaryota; Fungi; Mucoromycota; Mucoromycetes; Mucorales; Lichtheimiaceae
Product: FAD dependent oxidoreductase
Exons: 7
Coding region: 233-1540 (435 amino acids)
Molecular function (GO): sarcosine oxidase activity; flavin adenine dinucleotide binding
Source: RefSeq, a predicted model, not a curated record